Molecule: messenger RNA, 1839 nt
Organism: Didymodactylos carnosus
Lineage: Eukaryota; Metazoa; Rotifera; Eurotatoria; Philodinida; Philodinidae
Source: the annotation of a GenBank genome assembly
AUGGCUAAAUUUGUAAAAUGUCGUGAAGUUUUGAACAUUAUUCGUUCAAAUUCGUACUCAAAAUUGCCACAAUUACCACCAGAUAUUAAAACUAACACGAUUUACGUUUUGCAACUGAACGACAAUACUAAAGGUGAUCUAACAAAAGCCAUUCUUCGUGACACACCAGUAACUCCAAAGUCAAUCGUACGUUUAAUUGAUCAACGUGUAAAAUAUCAAGAACCAUCAACAGUUUAUCGUGAACUAAUCUCAUCAGCAGUGGGUGUUUCCACAGUGAAAAAUCCACGACAAGUACGUUACCUCUUUCGUCACAACGCAUUUCAUGAAUAUCCAUCGAUUGUAUUAUGUUAUAUUAUUCACGAGAGCAAACAACAGCAAUGCCACAUUGAACUUGUUCGAUUCAUUAAAGAUCAAUGUCCGGAAUUAGAUAAAAAAUCGAUAAUUGUGACAGAUAAUGAGAAGGCUUUUAAGAACUGUUUUGCAAGUGAAUUUCCAAACAUGAUCCAGUUAAGGUGUUGGAAUCAUCUUUUCAAGAACAUAUUUCGACGUACCACAAAGUACCUAAAAUCAAAUAAGACUAAUGAACCACAGACAGCCUCAUCCGGUGAGAACUUACAACCGACGACAACAACUGAUAAACCCCCAGUUGAAAAUGACGAAGAAUUAAUGACUGAUGAUAUGGUGUUCUACAUGAUGAACGAAAACUUGAAUGAUGAACAUGAUUAUUGUAAACCAAUGGUAAAUGACGUCGAAUUUGAUAUAAUCAUAUCCAUUCCAGAAUCCAAAAAGCAAAUGGCCCGUCGAUAUGUCAAUGAUUUAAAAUUUUUAUUAUCUCAGAAUUCAUCUAUUGAAUUUGAAAUUGAAUUAUCAACUUUGUUAAAAACUUGGACAGAUGAUUUUAUUGAAUACUUCAAUAAGUAUAUUUAUCCAGAUAUUAACGAAUUAGGCAUUUGGACAGUUAAAGAAAAAAAUAUUGAACAUUUAUUUAAUGAUUCUAUUACGAGUAAUAUGAUUGAAGGUGUAAACUUUGUAUACAAGAGUGUUACUGAAUGGAAGAUGAUAACUUUGGAUCGAGCUGUGAUAAUCUUCAAUUAUUUACAAGGUUACUAUAUUAAUGAAGUUCAACGUGGUUAUUGUGGUCUCGGCGGGUAUACACUAAAAGAAGAAUACGCGAAGUUAAAAAUGGACAAAUCAUUAUUGGUUUUACUUCAAAGUUAUGAUCCACAUGAAAUUGUGCAGCAAGUUAAACAAUUGGAGCUAGAUUUUAAAUCUCCCGAUGGAUCAGAUAGUGGCAAUCUUAAUAAAACACCAUCGAGACCGAAGCCAUUAUCACAACAAGAACUUGCUUUACAGUUAGUCAAUAGUGAACGGGUAAAGUUCAUAGAGAACUUAGGGAUCUUCACGGUGGAAAAUAUGUCACGAUCUCAAGUACAUAACGUUGAUAUUAAACAUUAUCCAGCAUUUAAUUGUACAUGUGAAUUAUCCAAGAAAAAUAAAAAAAUUAACUGUGUUCAUAUAUUAGCUGUUAAACGUAAAAUGAAUAUAUCUCUGACAACAGUUCAAGUGAAACAGAACUGUGGGCUGCUGAGAAAAGCUCGGAAUAAAGAAGCUGGAAUUGGAAUAACUGGACGAAAAAAGCCAAACGAAUGGGAUAAAGAAAAGAUGAAUGGAACUAUAGUUUCAACGCACAAAGGGGUGAAGAUUUCAGCGAACACCACGCCAAAACGUGUUCUAUCUACAUCUGAUCCAGACACGAUUAUUCAGCCAGCUCCUCCACCUAAACGAUUAGCGAUGACUGAUAUGACGAACACUCAACCAGUUUGUGUUUUUUUGCGUUAA